UUGCAAAAUGUCAUUUAAUGUGUAGGUGUGUGGUUCGACAGGUUUUUACAUUAUUCAUUUGUGUAAUUUUGCUUCAAACAUCUCUUUUGUCCAACCACACCCACCCAACAAGAGUGGCAAGGUGAAAGUGUUUCUGAAUAAUAAAAUCAGUUGUUAGGGAUAUCCUGCCUCCAGUAUUAAAUAGUUGUCAAACGACAUGUACCAAUUUUGACUCAAAAUUUUUGAGGAGCGUUACAACUGAGAAACUAUAAACUACAAGAAGUCAGCCAGAGACACUACUGAGCAUUUUCACUAUAAUGGAGAACAGUGAAUCUCAACAACCAAAGGAACCCAGCAUGCCUACGCUUGAUGAGUUCAAGGCUAAAGUUUUUGAAGCAGGGGACAUAAAAGAUCUCAAGAUCAAGGAUGCGAAAUCGGCCGUCGUGGGAGAAAUGACGUCCAAGGUUUCUCCAUCAACGAAAGCCAUUGCUGGGGGAAAAAAGGAGAACGAAGUGAAGCCAUUGUCAGGGAUCAAGGUUGAAUUAACGCCGAAACAAAAGCAAGAAAUUAAAGAAGCCUUUGUCGCCCUGGAUGUCGAUGGUUCGGGUUACAUGAGUACCCAUGAUUUGAAAAUUGCGUUAAGGGCAUUGGGAUUCGAACCUCGAAAAAAUGAAAUCAAGAAAAUUGUGGAGAAAGUUGACAAGAAUAAUACGGGUAAAUUGUGCUUCACUGACUUUAUGGAAGUAAUCAAUCUCAAAUUAGCUGAGAAGGACAGUCGAGAUGAAAUCUUGAAGGCUUUCAAACUCUUCGACAAAGAUCAUACGGGUUUCAUCACCUUUGAAAACUUGAGGCAAAUCGCAGUAGAACUAGGAGAGGGAUUAAAUGAUGAAGAGAUUAGAGAAAUGAUUGACGAAGCUGACAUGGACAAUGAUGGUGCUGUAAAUGAAAACGAGUUUUUCAGAAUUAUGAAGAAAACUAGUCUGUACUAAAUUUAACUAAUCAAGUCUGUGUUUCAUAUCCUGACUAUUCUGGUCAUAAAUCACAAAGAGAAUCAUCUUCAUAAUCAUUGUAUUUUAUCAUAAUAAUUGGGCAAUCUCUCGAGUGGAUCGUUAAACAUUACCUAUUUAUUUAUGAUCUCACAAACAUGACUCUGUAUUUCUGUGCAUGAUUCCUUACAGUGUAUGGCACACUAGUCUAUGAAUAUGAUAUUGUUCCCAAUGUACAAAUGUUUAUUUAUUUUUUAUUCCCUCGUCUCACGGCGAGGCUUAUUCUAUCUGUGAUCGAAUAAAACUAUGUGAAAUUGUUAGAA
This is a messenger RNA of Folsomia candida, 1288 nucleotides long. Its product is annotated as caltractin. The transcript is spliced from 5 exons. Gene Ontology annotation, molecular function: calcium ion binding. Gene Ontology annotation, cellular component: centrosome; centriole. The record is from RefSeq and is a predicted model, not a curated record. The coding region runs from base 297 to 968 and encodes 223 amino acids. Gene Ontology annotation, biological process: phosphorelay signal transduction system; centriole replication; mitotic cell cycle. NCBI's taxonomy places the organism in Eukaryota, Metazoa, Arthropoda, Collembola, Entomobryomorpha, Isotomidae.